GAACGCACAGAAGAAAAGAAGAAAAUAUUCGAACUUGCUGGUGGUAAGAAGAAAGUCGAUCAGGAUAGAGAUCGGGAACACAGGAAAGCUAUACAAUACUUGCCACUCAUUGAACAACAACGGCGAGAGCCAUGGAGGCCUUAUAGCGAGCCUCAAGAUGAGCCGCUUCGAGCUGAAGACUCAUCGGAAAGUGAGGAAGAGGACGUUGAUGAGUCACCGUCGCCAGUUUUAACACAACGCUAUGCGCCGGUACCAUCUAGUACCUCAGAGACCGUCGCUGCAAUGCAUUUUCACCCAUCACUUGGGUCGCUCGACGAACGAGAAGAAGCAGAAGAAGAGGAGAGCAGUCAAGUCAACGGUACACCUCAGCCGAUUCCCCACUCGUCAUCGCAACCGUUCUCGAGCAAUGUUCGAAGUGGAUCUCCGACGGAGAGUUACGAUGUGCCAAGCAGCGUGGUUGAUAUUACCACACCUGAGGAUGUUCGGUGA
Messenger RNA from Cooperia oncophora, 489 nucleotides. The record is from the annotation of a GenBank genome assembly. NCBI's taxonomy places the organism in Eukaryota, Metazoa, Nematoda, Chromadorea, Rhabditida, Trichostrongylidae.